AUGUGGUGCUCGCAGUCCAUCGUCUUCGCCACGACGGGCAUCAUCGCCGGUGUCCUCGCCCAGAAGAACAGCUCGCUGCUGUGCAAGUCCAUCCCGGUCGUCGACACCUUCUUCCUCCCGCGGCCGUUCUCGUCCAAUCUCUCAGACAGUUUCGUCCAGACCGACGCGCCAGGUCCCGUCGGUGCCCAGAGCCAGGCGGAUCCGUCGUCGCCGUACAUCUGCUUCGACGACGAGUUUGCCGCCCUGGUCCAAGGGGAGCCGGUGCUGGCGGUGAAUCAGUCCGGCCUCACGGCGUUCGAGGCCGGCGCAUGGGCUCCAGAGGGCAACGCCGUCUUCCAUUUGGACAACGGCACGGUCACGACCCCGGCGCUGCACACCACCCAGACGCAGUUGCUCCCGCUGGCGAACCCGAACGGCGGGUACUACUUCAACGGCACCGUGUACUUUGUGCUGGCCGGGUCGCCGGACGCCGGGGGGUCCAUCGUCACCAUCAACCCGACGACGUUCGAGACCGACGAGAUCGUCAACUCGUACUUUGGGCUGCAGUAUCCCAGUCUGGACGACAUAGCCCUGGUGCCUCCACGCAGUAAGAGUCACCCGCAGUCCUGCGCCGUCAACGGCGAGGUCGAGAUGAUAUUCUCGUGCCUGGACUUCAACGCGUACGGAUACCCCUUCCACACACCCGACGUUCCCAACUCUUACUGGAAAUUCACCCCGCGCACACAAACCCUGCGCGCCGUACUGGACCGGGCCGACAUCCUCUUCCCCAACGGCGUCGCGUUCGACAAGAACUUCACGACCCUGUACGCGUCUGAGACGGCGUACACGGCCACGAUCGGGCCGUCAAACUCGAGCACCGGGUUCCCGGGCAUCUACAAAUACCGCCUCGGCGACGGGUGCACGCCGCACGACAAGGAACUGUUCGCCAUGACGCGCGGAGGAGCGCCCGACGGGAUCAAGGUCGACGAUCGUGGCAGGGUCUGGACCAUCGAGGCCGAGGGGCUCGUGGUGAGAAAUCCGCAGGGAAAGGUCAUUGGCAUAUUCAACCGGUGGUUCUUCCUGGACGGAGAGUCCGCGGAGCUGAGUAUGGGCAACUUUGCCCUCGCUCAUGACAAGGUCGUCUUGUUGGCGUUUUCCAAGAUCUGGGUCGUCCAGUUGAGCGAGGUUGUAUUCUCUGCGGACCGACUCUCCAUAUGA
This is a messenger RNA of Fonsecaea nubica, 1197 nucleotides long. RefSeq lists its product as hypothetical. The transcript has 2 exons. Bases 1 to 1197 code for a protein of 398 amino acids. The record is from RefSeq and is a predicted model, not a curated record. Lineage: Eukaryota; Fungi; Ascomycota; Eurotiomycetes; Chaetothyriales; Herpotrichiellaceae.